Messenger RNA from Eucalyptus grandis, 741 nucleotides. RefSeq names its product agamous-like MADS-box protein AGL103. The transcript has a single exon. Lineage: Eukaryota; Viridiplantae; Streptophyta; Magnoliopsida; Myrtales; Myrtaceae. Bases 1 to 741 code for a protein of 246 amino acids. The record is from RefSeq and is a predicted model, not a curated record. Gene Ontology annotation, molecular function: protein dimerization activity; DNA binding.
AUGAAGAAGGCCGGGGAAUUCAAAACCCUCUGCGGCGUCGACACUUGUGUUAUCAUCAAUCCAAUAGGGAUUUCAAGUGACGGUCUUGUCAAGAUGGAGACCUGGCCGCCAGACCGUAAGGAGGUAGAGCGCAUAGUCCGCCGCUAUCAAAGCGAGGCCACGGAUCGCCGUGCCAGGCAUGCCACCGGACUGCAUGAGUUCUUCGCAAGCCGGAAGAAGAAGAUUGACGCCGAGCUGGCCAAGGCCCACAGGGCCAAUUGGGAGGCCAAGUAUCCGGUCUCGGAGGAGAUUUUCAAAGAUCUCUCGGACCCUCAACUAAGGUCGCUCCUGAGUGCUGUGGACGAUGGACUUGAACAGGCGAAGACGAGGCUUGCCACGAUGAAGGAGAAGAGAAGGGUCGAGAAGGCGGCGCCAAGUGACUGUACCGUACCCAGCGACGGAGUGGACCUCCAUGCAAGCAAUGCAGGCUUCAUGCAAGACGGGGUGGUCGAAGCCGGACUGCCUUUCAACUUCCUGUAUCAACCAGACAGUUCAGUUGGAUCAAACCAUGAUUACUCGUCGCCAUUGAUUUCCUUACCGCCUGAGGAUUCAACGCAGUUCGGACCCUCGAGAGAAGACUAUUCCUGGUGCAGCACUGUCAAUGAAGCUCAGAGCAUGAUAUGUGACCCCCGCAGCAAUUUUUAUCAUCAGAUUGUUCAUCGGGGUCAGGCUCAAUUCUUCAAUGACCCAACCUAUCCCUAA